AUGCAGAAAACACUCCUCGUCGUCGUGCUCGCGGCCUCUGUCGGCAGCAGCUCUGCACAGAAGAGAUGCUCCCCACGAUGCAUGGAUCUGGCAGAGAGAGUUCACAGUGCCAAUGUCAUCAACAGACCUAUACGUUACCUUGAAUUUUGGUUGGCCGGCUGCGAUUCCCAAUGCCUGAACAAUCAAGGAGGAAUGCAGACAACAACAACAAGAGCACCAGCAACGUCACCUAUGAUGGCACCAACGUCCUCAAUAACAACACCUAGAACAACUACUACAGACAAGGGAACGACUAUGACUACUACAAGAGCCACAACCACCUCAACCUCAACACCUACAGUGGCACAAACUUCCUCAACAACAACAGCUACUACAGCAAAAAGUACAACAAUGGCUGCAACUGCAACAGCUAAAGCUCCAGCAAAUACCUCAAACGCAACAGCUAUGAUAGAAUCGACUUCCUCAACGACAACCAUUACGCCAGAAACUACAACAGUGACCACUACAACAACUACAGUUCCAAUGACAACCUCAUCCACAAAACCUGCAUCAGAUUCAACUUCAUCAACUACUUCAACAACAACCUCAACUACAACACCUGCAUCAGAUACAACUACAAGAACUGUUUCAACAACUAGCUCAACUGGAUCAUAUACUACCUCAAGUAAAGCACCAAGUUCCACCAACACAGUACCUCAAUCAUCAACAUCAACAACAGAAAGGACUGAACCCAGUGAAACAACUGAGUCAGCUGUGGAGACAACAUCAGAGGGGACAACUUCUUCAACCACAACAAAUUCAUCGACCUCAGCGGAAGAAGAAAUAACAGUUGCUGACACAGCAACAGAUGGUUCAGUCACAACUGCUGAAACUGAUUCUUCCACAUCAGAGGAGACAAACGUGUCAGUCUCAACUGCUUCAACUGCAGCAGGCGCCUCAAGGAAACGUAAUGCUGUCGCAUUGGGUGAGAGAAGCCAGCACCACGACUUACACCAUGGCUUUAUGCGUCACUCUCAACACCAAAAACGAAACGUGGGAGACACGGAGAACAAGUGAAAUACGGGAAACAUGGCUCUUUUCACAGUCAACUGAACUGAGAAUUUCACAAGUGGUGUAACAAGAAUAGUUCAACCAAAUUUUAAGUGACCAUACUAACAAUCUUUUACUUUCACUUGGAUGAACUGAUAACUUGCAAUUAGAAAGACGUAAAACACUAAUAAUUGGAGGGUUCAUGCAGAUAUUGCACUGUCGAAGUGAAAGCAUAAUAUGAUUGCAUGAUAACAAUUUAAAAAAACCAGUAAUACUCAAUCAUGUCACUAUAGAACAAUAAAAGUAAUACACACACAACUACGAAAAUAAUAAAUCUAUUAGUCUACUGCGGUUGUUGAAAACGAUAUUCGUGAAGUAACUUUAUAUUUUGGUGCCAAACAUUAAACAACAACCAAUGUAAAUUUAUAAAGAUGAGGUUUAAACAAGCCAAUAAAAGAUUGUAGCCUUCUACAACAUAUUCAGUUUUCAAAUUCCUUAACUUGAACGAAAAACUGUCGUAGGAGAAGUACUUUACGAAAGAUCGUCGAACUUACAUAGACUGUUGCAAUGGUGAUGUGGACUUCACGUGUUUGAUUGGCAUCUCCAUGACCUAAUUAUAUCUCGUAAUCCUGGACAGUAAAUUUCUUCUUCCCGUAUUAAUAUAUCACCUCUGCAAAUACGACAAGCUCCGCUUUUCAUCCAGAUAAAAAAUUUCCAUACCACUGCACUGCAAGCAACACAUACCGUCACAAUGCCAGCAGCCCACAGGCUAGUACAACACGCUGGUACGGUAAUAGCUUUAAUGUAUAGCUAGUGCACUUAUCUUGAAGACAUAAUGAAAUGUUUUGCAUAUUUUAGUAUUUUAUUACACAUUCUACUGUUCUGUAAAGUUUAACUUAUGAGGGCGUUGAUCACAAAAAUAUUGCAUCUUUCGAUAAAUGUUAACCAAGGAACACUUAUCCCUAGCAGGUCUGCGUGAGAUGGAUAUGUUGUGAACAUGAUGAAUUAUGAGACUAUAUUAACUGUAAUCAUCAAACGUAACAUCUAACGUUUGGUACACUAGAAAAG
Molecule: messenger RNA, 2097 nt
Organism: Schistocerca gregaria
Lineage: Eukaryota; Metazoa; Arthropoda; Insecta; Orthoptera; Acrididae
Exons: 4
Coding region: 1-1056 (351 amino acids)
Source: RefSeq, a predicted model, not a curated record